AUGGCCCCAGUGGAAACCCCGAACAAAGCCGCACUCUCGGCUUCAAAAGUGACGGAACUGAAGGCGCUCUGCUCGCAAAACAGUCUGCCGGUUUCCGGGAACAAGGGCGAGCUCGUCAACCGUCUGCUGGCCCACUUCCAGGCCGUCCAGACCUCCUCGACCCCCCAGCCUACGCCGAGCAAGGACCUCACCCUCUCCUCCAACCCGCCCGGCCCAUCAACCUCCGCCGGAGACGCGCCCCCCGCAUCCGCCCCUGCUGUCGCAGCGAGCUCGAUGGAGGGUGAGAAGGAGAAGACGGCGGAGGCCGAGCGCGAGAAGCGGAGACAACGCGCGGCACGCUUCGGCCUCGAAGACCCCGGCGCCAAUCCUCCUCCUCCGACGACGACGACGACGGUGGCGGUGGCGGCGGCUCCGGACGAGCUCAAGAAGCAGCUCCGCGCCAAGCGCUUCGGCAUCCCGCCCCCCGACGCCCUCCUCCCCGUCGCGCUCGACAAGCCGCUCGCCGACGGAAAGCAGGCCGCCGCGAUCGCCCGAACGGCCCCCGCCGACCUCGAGUGGGAGGCCCGCAAGCGCAAACGCGCAGAGAAGUUCGGCCUCGUCGACCAUCCUCCCUCCUCGCUCAAAGACCCCGGCUUCCAUCGGAAAAACCAUCGCUCCAGGUAUUGA
This is a messenger RNA of Puccinia triticina, 666 nucleotides long. RefSeq lists its product as uncharacterized. Gene Ontology annotation, cellular component: nucleus. The coding region runs from base 1 to 666 and encodes 221 amino acids. Gene Ontology annotation, biological process: poly(A)+ mRNA export from nucleus. The record is from RefSeq and is a predicted model, not a curated record. The transcript has 3 exons. NCBI's taxonomy places the organism in Eukaryota, Fungi, Basidiomycota, Pucciniomycetes, Pucciniales, Pucciniaceae.